Molecule: messenger RNA, 2371 nt
Organism: Drosophila elegans
Lineage: Eukaryota; Metazoa; Arthropoda; Insecta; Diptera; Drosophilidae
Product: transcription factor grauzone
Exons: 4
Coding region: 131-2113 (660 amino acids)
Biological process (GO): regulation of transcription by RNA polymerase II
Cellular component (GO): nucleus
Molecular function (GO): RNA polymerase II cis-regulatory region sequence-specific DNA binding; zinc ion binding; DNA-binding transcription factor activity
Source: RefSeq, a predicted model, not a curated record
UGUGAACUGAAAAACAGCUGGCGUUUUGAGUGCACUGCGGCAUUAAACAAAUUAGUAAAUAAAAAACUGCAUUUAACGCCCCAAUCAUUAGAUGGCUUUCAAUUGCCUGUAGCAAAGGAUACAAUAAGCAAUGGAUUCCUCUUCGUGCUGCUUACUCUGCAUGUGCGAGUAUUCGGCCAUGAUGGGCGACUACAUAGACGUGCACUCCGCGCGGGCCGCGCAACUGGAGGUGGCCAGGAUCGUCAACCAGCACUUUCCCUUCCAGAUCUCCAAGGAAAGCCACGACAGGAUCUGCGGACGCUGCUGGAAAACGGUGUCCGACUUCAACACUUUGCAUGAAUUCGUUAGUGCGGCGCAGAGCUCGUUGCAGGAAACAAAAGUGUUGCUCAUGGAGGAUGAUCCCCUCACCCAGGGCACUUCCUCCUUCCCGGAAGUCGCCAAACUGCCAACGGAAGGGGAGGAGCCGCGGGCGCAGGAGCCAUCUGAACUUUGCGGGCGCAACUUUUUCUACCCGGAGGUCAAAAUAGAGGAGCACGAACUAGACCAUUUACCCCGCAUCGAGAUCCUGGAAAGCACCUCCAGCACGCAAACACCCCAGGAUCAACUGGAGGGCACAGCCAGACGCUUGAGGAAGCGCCUAAAGGCAGAGGACGGAUCCUCUGGGGACAAGGACAAGGAUGAGGAUGUCGCUGAUGCAACCGCUGAGCCCGCGCCGCCCAAAAAGCGACGUGGUCGCCCCCGGAAAUCGGAUACCGCCACUGCCGUUCUGCAGAAGCCAAAAGAAGACAUCCAACUGAACUUAAAGGCAGAGGAGCUCGAUGAGUUCAUGGACGAGGUUGCGGAUCCCGACUUCUCGUGCAACCUGGACGACGACCUGGUGCCCAGCGACAAUUCCUCCGAGGACAACGACGGAGGCAGCGGGGGCUUCGACUCUGAUUCCGACUUCGAGCUGGACAAUCCCGGGAAGCAGGAGUUCGCCGUGCUGCCCAAGAGGACGGUGGUGCGGCCCAAGAAGUACAAGAAGCGAACGAAACCGGCGGAGCCGAAAGUGCGAAUGUCCCGCGAACUGCUGGAGCAGCGGAAGAAACAGCAGGAGGAGUACGACGUAAUCAUCGCCAAGUUCUUCACCAGCGUGCUGCCGUGUGCCAUAUGCAAUCUGCUGGUGCACAACUUCACCGAGAUGCAGCGCCACCACAGACUCACCCACCAGGUCGAUCCCGGCUACAUGAUGUGCUGUGGCCGAAAGUUCACGCAACGCAAAGUGCUGGCCGAGCAUGUGCUCGUCCACUGGAAUCCUGAGCACUUCAAGUGCAGCGUGUGCGAGAAGUCAUUCCAGAACUCACGGCACCUGGAGUCGCACCAGCAGGUCCACAUGGAUCCGGCCAUUAAGCUGACGUUCAGCUGCGACCUGUGCUCGAAGACCUUCCUCAGCAAGACGGCCAUUGACUACCACAAGCUGAACAAGCAUGUGCCCAAGUCGGAGUUCAAGUUCACCUGUUCCGAGUGCAAUAAGAAAUUCCUCACCGAGCGCAAGCUGAAGAACCACAUGAACUCCAUGCACGACCCGGAGAGCACCAUCAUCUGCGACAAGUGCGGCAAGCAGAUGCGCACCAAGAUCAUCCUGAAGAAGCACCAGGAGCUGAUGCACUCGGACAAGCCGCGUCCGGAACCGGAACUGAAGCAGUGCCAGAUUUGUGGCGCCUGGCUGAAGGGCAUGACCGGUUUGAAGCAGCACAUGAAGAGCAUCCACGUGGAGAGUGCGGGCGAGCACCGCUGCCACAUCUGCGCCAAGGUGUCACCGAAUGCCAGAGCUCUCAGGCGUCACAUUUAUCACAAUCACGAGUGUGAGCGCAAGUUCAAGUGCACCAUGUGCGAGAAGGCCUUCAAACGGCCGCAGGAGCUUAAGGAACACACAUCCACCCACACCGGGGAGGUACUCUACACGUGUCCCAACUGCCCGAUGACGUUCUUCUGCAGCGCCAACAUGUACAAGCAUCGCCAGCGAUUGCAUCGCGCACAAUACGAGGCGGACAAGAAUCAGCCCAAGCCCCCUAAUAUUCUGAAGAUAUCGCGCAACGCCUCCUCGCAGAACAAGCCCAAACAGGAGAUCUAGCACCUAAAGAUCAUUAAUUGAAAUAGUCAAACGCCCUUUUCCACUUUCACAGAGUUUGAUCGAAUUUGAAAUAAUUAUGUCCCAAUUUAAACAUUUCUCUUUAUCAAUUUUUUAUAUUUGAAUUUUAACUAAUUCGAAUGAACUCUGUGAAAGUUGAAGUCCAAGAAGCGUUUGUCACCUUAGACAUAAGCUACAAGUAUUUAAUAAUAAAUGCAAACUGGAUUUGGCUCCAAUCCAAACAAUUGAUAACAAAACAAA